AUGAAGUCUCUUCUUCUCGCUGUGUUUGUCGCUGCUGCUGCUGCUGCGUCGACAAUCGGCGUCCCUCUCGUCCCUUGCGACACGCCAGAAGGUCGUCACGGAGUCUGCCAGGUUACCCCCAGGUGCUUCGGCACUUCCGUGUGGUAUCUCCUUACUCCAGUCCAUCAUGCUGUCGGUGGUAUAUGCUUCUACUCGAACUGUCUUGAGCAAAAGGUCCCCUGUGGGCCGGACGGCUACGCUCUCGCUUACGGAGACCACUACUGCAACCGCUUCUCAGCCGCAAGUCCACAGCUCUCCACGGGUGGCCAGGAAUGGGUCACCAAGACGAUGCUCUGUCUGCAGCGGAAAUUGGUGUCUGUGGCUACGGGUGAAGAUGAACAGACCUGCUCUGCCGUGAAGGAGUUUGCCUUCUCGACGCACCCGGAAUGCUACAUCGAGGGAGGAGUCUGUCUACUUCCCCCGAGCGACUGGCUGACCAUCGUGGACACGGUUGGGUUCAUGGAGCUGUUUGAUAGCAUCGACGCCCUGGCUGCCACGCUCAGAACAGUCAAGGGCUGUCUCGACUUUUAUCUCUGGCUCAUCAGAAACCAUUUCAUCCAUUCAGAUGAGUCAACCAGCCAACUUCGACCAGAGUAA
Molecule: messenger RNA, 636 nt
Organism: Nannizzia gypsea CBS 118893
Lineage: Eukaryota; Fungi; Ascomycota; Eurotiomycetes; Onygenales; Arthrodermataceae
Exons: 3
Coding region: 1-636 (211 amino acids)
Biological process (GO): intracellular calcium ion homeostasis
Cellular component (GO): extracellular region
Molecular function (GO): hormone activity
Source: RefSeq, a predicted model, not a curated record